CCCGCGGAUGGAACAUUUCCGCCAACCACCGGAAGUUUUGUACUAGCGCUUAACGCGAAUUCCGUUUUGACUUCUAAAAUAGUUGGCCUAAGUUUUAUUUAAAAAACAUUUUACAAUUUACGAGAGACUAAUACACGAUUCAGAGGAACAAUGUCCGACAACGAAGACAACUUCGAUGACGGAGAUUUCGAUGAUGCCGAGGAGGACGAGGGAUUAGAUGAUCUAGAAAACGUUGAAGAUGAAGACCAGGAGAACGUACAGAUCCUGCCAGCGGGUGAAGGGCAGCAGGCGAACCAGAAGAGGAUCACGACUCCGUACAUGACUAAAUAUGAGCGGGCCAGAGUGCUGGGGACCCGUGCCCUGCAGAUAGCGAUGUGUGCUCCAGUCAUGGUGGAGCUGGAAGGAGAAACAGAUCCUUUACAAAUAGCAAUGAAAGAGCUGAAAAGCAGAAAAAUCCCCAUCAUCAUCCGCAGGUACCUUCCUGAUGGGAGUUAUGAGGACUGGGGCUGUGACGAGCUCAUCAUCACCGAUUAAGGAGGUUCCCGUCUCUGCUGGUGGAGAUGUUUUUAACACUGCUGUAGCAGAUCAGUCAGAGGUACAGACUCCAAAAACACUGACAUCACGACUGACCUGUUCAAGACUCUGUUCCACUAAAUGGGAUGUGACUGGUGAGAUGUGAAAAGAACACAAAGUGAGACGCAUCCAAGGAGUGGACAUUCAAAAAGAUUUGGAAACAAAAGUGAAAAAUUGUUUUUUUCGCAGACGCAUUAUAACUAACCACCACAAGGGGGAAGUGUAACUCAAGUCGUGAAUCUAUUUUAUUUCACAAAAUAAUCCUGUGUUAUUCCAUUUGUUGUUGUGCUGCAUAAAUGUAAUUGCUAUCAAUUAUUUUAUAGUCUAGAAUAAAACCCUUUUGUAUAACCCA
Messenger RNA from Cynoglossus semilaevis (tongue sole), 925 nucleotides. RefSeq names its product RNA polymerase II, I and III subunit F (gene polr2f). Gene Ontology annotation, biological process: transcription by RNA polymerase II; transcription by RNA polymerase I; tRNA transcription by RNA polymerase III. Bases 151 to 534 code for a protein of 127 amino acids. The record is from RefSeq and is a predicted model, not a curated record. The transcript has 5 exons. Gene Ontology annotation, molecular function: DNA binding. Lineage: Eukaryota; Metazoa; Chordata; Actinopteri; Pleuronectiformes; Cynoglossidae. Gene Ontology annotation, cellular component: nucleus; RNA polymerase I complex; RNA polymerase II, core complex.